Messenger RNA from Arabis nemorensis, 882 nucleotides. The record is from the annotation of a GenBank genome assembly. NCBI's taxonomy places the organism in Eukaryota, Viridiplantae, Streptophyta, Magnoliopsida, Brassicales, Brassicaceae.
AUGUCCUUAUCGCUUCCUUCUCGAUACGCUUUCUUCGCCUCCGGCUCGACGACUCCUGUUCGCAUCAGCAGGAGCAACCUCUGCUUCGCCGUCGCCUCCGUACGGACUUCUCGCCGGAAUUCUAGAUCGUUCCCUAAACCUAUCCUCCUCCGCCACGUCAUCUCUCCUCGGUCAAAUUUCGAGAUCGUUCGUGAUUCUAGAGCUCAUGCGUCGUCAAUCGGAUCAUACGAAGACAGCUCAGACGCUAAUUCCGAUGGUUUCGAUUUGGGAAGCUUUAUUUCAUUCGCGGAGGUUCUUUGUAUUGUAUCCUCCGCCGUGAUUUCGGUGGUUCUCGCCGUGAAUUACGCGGUGGUUGGUGAAAUCGGGAAAAAGGUUUUGUCGUUAGGUUUCGUCGGGUUGAUUGGGUCAGUCGCGGCUGGUUCGUGGCUUAGACGGCGACAAUGGAUGAGGAUUUGCAAAGGAACGAGAGAUGGCGAGGGGACCAAUUUGAUUCGAAGAUUGGAGAAACUUGAAGAGGAUUUAAAAAGCUCGACCACCAUUGUUAGAGUUCUUUCUAGGCAUCUUGAGAAGCUAGGGAUCAGGUUUCGAGUCACUCGAAAAGCUCUUAAAGAACCCAUUUCCGAGACUGCAGCUUUGGCUCAAAAGAACUCUGAGGCCACAAGAGUAUUAGCUGCACAACAAGAGAUUCUGGAGAAGGAGCUUGGCGAAAUUCAAAUGGUCCUGCUUGCUAUGCAGGAUCAACAGCGAAAGCAACUCGAUCUAAUCCUUACGAUUGCAAAGAACAGCAAGCUGUUUGAGAGCAGUAGUAGCAAGCAAACGCCGAACGAACAGAAAGUUAAUAAAGCAGACGUAAUGCCUAAACACACAAGAAUCAGCAUAUGA